Cotesia glomerata is the source of this 383-nucleotide messenger RNA. RefSeq lists its product as uncharacterized. Bases 115 to 372 code for a protein of 85 amino acids. The transcript has 2 exons. The record is from RefSeq and is a predicted model, not a curated record. NCBI's taxonomy places the organism in Eukaryota, Metazoa, Arthropoda, Insecta, Hymenoptera, Braconidae.
CUAAAUUAUUUUACAUUCUCACGUGUGUUAAGUGUGUGACACAAAUCACAAUAAUAAAUAAACAAUUAGUUAUUGUUUUUUAAUAAUUAAAUUUUUUUUAAGAAGAAAUAAAAAAUGGCUCAAGGUAAAAUGAAAGUUAAAACAAAAUUACCUGACAAUGCUAAAGCAAAACAGGGAAAUAAAAAAAAACCAGCUGUUCAACGUCGUGGAAAUGCUCCAAUUAAGGCCAAAAAAGCAAAAUUACUUGAAGCCCAUAAAUUGAAGCAGAUGAUUACUAAAACCGUCAACAAAGCUGCUGAAUCUGAAUUAAGAGAACGUGCUCUUGAUGGAAAAAUGUCAUUAGUAAAAAAAAAUCCUGCAGUAAAAAAAUAAAAGUGAAAACA